AUGUCGGGAUGCGAUGGCAAAGAUGAAAAUGCUUGCAUCGAUGGCCUGAACACUGAUAAGGACACUUACCAAUUUCUAGCGAGUGCUCCAUAUAGUUCUACCCGACCGUCCCAAGCCUCGUUUGAGCGUCUUUUCUCGCAACGUGAAAACGAAGACGUACAAGAACAAAACGAUUUGGCAUACAACCAGAACUCUGACCAAGAGACUUACGGAUCAAGCGUUUCGGACCAGCCUCGCGGUACAUAUGGCGCUUCUCCCGGGGAGUUGUCUGACUUCGACGUGCGUGCGAGUCCAGAGGUCAAGUCACUGAACCCUUCACAAGGGACCAGUGGUGAGCCAGUGAAUGUAUAUGUUCGGUCGGAGAAUACACUUGAGAAUUUCACUCUUACACUGAGCUUCGCUUCAAAACACACAACUGCGCAUGCAACACGUUUGGAAACAACAGGCGGGCUCUUCGAAUACAUGAUCCUUGCGAGUGCUCCUCAAUACUCGGAGACCGGGUCCACGACUCCUCAAGUUCAGGUUCAACUGCAUAUGCAGGACAGCUCGGGCCAAGACGCCAGCACUGUGGAUGUUGGCCAAUUUGAAUAUAGAGCGGGCCAACACUAUUCUUCACCACAUCCUACCAGCAGAAAGCGAAAGAUGUCAGAUGAGGAAGAGAUCGGUGCGUCUAGUCGUACGCAGAGCAGCUACCCUUUCACAUCGGCCUCUCCAGUAGCAUAUCCCUCCAGUUUACACUCGGUCGAGGUGGAUACUAGCUCGAGAAGAUUCGCACCUCUGAGCCGGAGCCAAUCCUUCCAACGCCAACGUGAUCCGUACUCCGUACCAACCCAAUUGCCAUCACAAUCUCUACUUCGCCCAAUGGGAUCACAGGCCUCGGCUUGGAGCCCUAACUUCACAACAUCGAGCGGACGUAGCCCCAACUUCGGUGGCGAAACACAAUCCCUGUCUCUGUCGUCUGCAGAGUCUCAGCCAAUGCUGGUGAGGACGACUACACUCCAACAGGGGAGCCCGAGCGCCAAUCCCUCAACAGGCACAAGUACCUUCAAUCCUUACAUAUAUCCUCAAAAGGCGGUCUUGAGGAUACAAGGUGACCUCAACAGCAUGACAGAAGGUUGGUCCACAGAGGAAUGGCAGAACAAGCGCCGCCUCGUCCAAUUUCAGCGCUCGCAGCAGAAGAGCACGAUCAAUGCCACCUUCGACCCUGUGACUGCCGAGCAACGCCAGCCAAACAGCAUCUGUGUCAGUUGUAUCUGGUGGGAGGAGCGCCAAGAAUGUUUCGUCACGAGUGUAGAUACGAUCUACCUCCUGGAGCAACUUGUUGCUCUGAGAUUCACAGUCGAAGAGAAGAAUCGUAUUCGCCGCAACCUUGAAGGCUUUCAUCCUGAGACCGUAUCCAAAGGGAAGGCAGACAGUGAAGAAUUCUUCAAGAUCAUCAUGGGAUUUCCCGCUCCGAAGCCCAGAAAUAUUGAGAAAGAUGUAAAGGUCUUCCCAUGGAAGAUCCUCGGCCACGCCUUGAAGAAGAUCAUUUCCAAAUAUUCCGCCAGCUAUUCAUCCACUGCUGGAGCACUUGGCACGCCACGAACCUCCACCGUCUCCUAUCAUUAUGAUUCGCCUGGGUACUCGACCCUGUCACGUUCAGCUUCUGACGGGAAUGCCUCUGCCUAUGCCUCGAGUCUGCGGUCCAACACGAUGUCCCCGCACGGUAUACCAAGUCAAUACAAUGAUGCCGGCUCCCCACUACCAAGCUUAGCUGCUUCGGAGUACAAUAUGUCGAACGCGCCGAGCCCUUAUACGGAAAAUUACUUCCCUUCGUCAAUGCAGAGCAGCCCCUAUGGUGCGUCGGCUUAUCAUCACCGCAUGAAUUCCGCAAGUGCAUAUGAGGGAGGUCGGCCAUACAAGCGACCUCGUGCGAAUACCUCCAAUGCUGCACUCUAUUCAUCGCACGAUGCUGCCUCGCUUCUGAGUGACAUGUCGAGAAGCGUUUCCGAUCACGGAAGCAGCAACCGAUUGCCGAGCCUGUCUGAGACAUACCCAUAUAGCACACAUGAGCAGGCCACACCAGGGCUGACCCAGUCGCGAGGGUCAUAUGAUUUCGGAGGCUACCUGGAUACCAGCGCGCAAAACCUCCACCAACAAGGAGAUGUCCAGAGUGCUAUCAGUGGAUAG
This is a messenger RNA of Bacidia gigantensis, 2169 nucleotides long. RefSeq lists its product as uncharacterized. The transcript is spliced from 3 exons. Bases 1 to 2169 code for a protein of 722 amino acids. The record is from RefSeq and is a predicted model, not a curated record. Lineage: Eukaryota; Fungi; Ascomycota; Lecanoromycetes; Lecanorales; Ramalinaceae. Gene Ontology annotation, cellular component: nucleus.